AUGCGUGCCAUAACAGUGUCUUCCUGGGGCUCUUCCCCUCAAUUCACCUCAUCCCACCCUGACCCUUCACCUUCGUCCGCCGACACCGUCACUCUCAAGAUCCUCGCCAGCGGCCUCCAUCAAUUAAUCCGUCUGCAAGCCACGGGUGGGCACUACACCACCAAGAACACGCCCACACCCUACAUCCCCGGCGCCGACGGUGUCGGAGAGACACCUGAUGGCCAACGCGUGUACUUCAACAGCAUCAUGACGGGCGGUGCGUUUGCCGAAUCCAUUACCGUGCCCAAGGCCAACACAACGCCGCUUCCCGAAGGUACCGAUCCCGUCACGAUUGCUGGACUGACAAAUCCGGGAAUGUCGAGCUGGAUGGCCUUCGCCGCCCGCAUCGACCCGCCCUUACCCAAAGGUUUUACCGUGGUGAUUGUGGGGGUCACAGCAAUCAGCGCCAAAGUCGCGGUGCAGUUCGCACGGGUCAAAGGCGCCGGGAAGAUUAUCGGCGUGGCGAGGAACGCAAAGGAGAUGGCCGCGAUCGCCGACCUAGACGAGCGUAUCGUCCUGGCCAACGACCCCGGCCAGACGGAUUUCUCGUCCCUGACCGACGUGGACCUGAUCCUCGACUAUCUCUACGGUCCCGCCGUGGCCGCCCUCUUCGCCCAGCUCAAAUCCACCGUCCCCACGCAGUUUGUCCAGAUCGGCACCGUUGCUGGCAACGACAUGGCCUUGCCCGGCGACAUCCUGCGGAGUAAGAACAUCACGCUGCGAGGCACCGGCCCAGGCUCGUGGGCCAUGUCGCAGUACGCAAAGGAGCUGCCGGGACUGCUGGCAGCCGUGGCCCAGCUACCCGAUAUGGACUUGAAGGUGAGGAAAUUGGAGGAAGCCGAGGCAGCGUGGGCGGCGAAGAAGGAGAGGACCGUGUUUGUGCCAUGA
Molecule: messenger RNA, 927 nt
Organism: Fonsecaea nubica
Lineage: Eukaryota; Fungi; Ascomycota; Eurotiomycetes; Chaetothyriales; Herpotrichiellaceae
Exons: 1
Coding region: 1-927 (308 amino acids)
Molecular function (GO): oxidoreductase activity
Source: RefSeq, a predicted model, not a curated record